Molecule: messenger RNA, 10730 nt
Organism: Oreochromis niloticus (Nile tilapia)
Lineage: Eukaryota; Metazoa; Chordata; Actinopteri; Cichliformes; Cichlidae
Gene: st6galnac5a
Product: ST6 (alpha-N-acetyl-neuraminyl-2,3-beta-galactosyl-1,3)-N-acetylgalactosaminide alpha-2,6-sialyltransferase 5a
Exons: 5
Coding region: 272-1267 (331 amino acids)
Biological process (GO): oligosaccharide metabolic process; ganglioside biosynthetic process
Molecular function (GO): alpha-N-acetylgalactosaminide alpha-2,6-sialyltransferase activity
Source: RefSeq, a predicted model, not a curated record
AAUUAAAAACGCUGCGCCUCCACUCACCGGCUCCUAAAGAACUCGGGGGGCGUUAAGACCCAGCAGAGGUACAACAGUGAACAUCUGUCGCGGUCUCCUCUGUAUGAAUUGCGCUUGGGCUCCAGUCUGAAGACACACGGGCAGAGGCAAGCGGGCUGGUACGGCGCGGACGGACUGGAGUGCAUUCGGGAGGCGAGCAGAUGACGCUGGACCAUGAGUGAAAGUGGAGCCUUACGCACUGAACCGCAGCGAUAAGACAGCGCGCCGCAAAAUGAAGACACCUAUGCGCCAUGGGGUAGCCGUGCUUCUCGUGCUUCUCCUGUGCGCCAGCUUGUUCCUCGUGUACAACGGCAGCUUCAACGGCGCUUCCAGAGACGCCAACGACACGCGCAUCAGGCAGCAUGAACAGCUGCGGCGGCCCACCGAAGCCUCCGUCGGGUUCGCCAAACCUCACCCCCCGGUCCUCCAGGGAUACAACAGCAUCAUCGACCAUAAGCCUCUCAGGAUGCACUGCCACACCUGCGCCCUGGUGACUAGCUCAGGUCACCUCAUUGGAGGCGGUCGGGGUGAAGAGAUCGACCGGGCCGAGUGCGUGAUCCGCAUGAACGACGCUCCCACCGCCAGAGGUUACGCCCAUGACGUCGGUCGCCGCACCUCCCUGCGUGUCAUAGCACACUCCAGCAUGCAGCGGGUCUUGCGGAGUCGCAACGAACUGCUCAACGCCAGCCAGGACACAGUAUUUAUCUUCUGGGGCCCCAGCAACUACAUGAGGCAUGAUGGGAAGGGCCUAGUGUACAACAACCUGAGGCUCAUGAAAGAGGUGCUGCCCAAGCUCAAAGUCUACAUGAUCUCCUGGCAGAAGAUGCUCCAGUUUGAUGAACUCUUCAAGAAGGAGACCGGCAAGGACAGGAAAAUAUCGAAGACCUGGCUGAGCACCGGCUGGUUCACUAUGACCAUCGCCCUGGAGCUGUGCGAUAGGAUCAAUGUCUAUGGCAUGGUGGCGCCUGACUUCUGCAGGGAGCCUCAGAACCACUCUGUCCCCUAUCACUACUAUGAGCCACGUGGCCCAGAUGAGUGCGCUAUGUACAUUUCUCACGAGCGUGGGCGACGGGGCAGUCACCACCGCUUUAUAACAGAGAAGCGCGUCUUCGCCAACUGGGCACGGACAUUUGACAUCCAUUUCUACCAGCCGGACUGGAGCCCCCCGCCUCUCCCAGCCAACCGGACGCUUGAGGGGACAGUCACUGCAGCUCCGCUGAAGACGUGACUUUUGUGGGGUUAAAGAAAAUGCUUUAGAAAUUUGUGUAAGGACUGUAAAGAUUUGCAUUCAGGGGUUGCGGCACCCUUGAAACAACGAAUAAAACAUGAAGGAAAAUUAGUCAUUACAGAUGAAAACAGAUGCAGCUCCAGCAGUGUUUUGUUUACUGUGGUGAACCAAUUCAAACUUGAACAACCCUCACUGAAAGCCUUGUAAAGUGAGGUAAUACAAGAAGGCAACAUCAUUACACACUCUGCUCAUGAUGCAUGCAUGCAAUGUCUUACUGUGGACUCUCUAGCUCGUCGUGCAUAUGUGUGUGUGUAUGCAUAUGUUUACUAGAGGGAUCACAGGGGAUAUAAACUUGAGUCUGGUCUAUCGACAAAGUCACUGUUGAAUCAAGGAUCUGUGCAGGAUUCACUGCAGGAUUCGUGGAAAGAAAAAUACCAUUAGAAUGUUUUGAAAUCUUGCUACUGGAGGCAGUGCAAGGUGAAUACAAAUAGUGGUGUAGCUCGAGUUAAAUUUGGCUAUUUGAAAGUGCGAACAAUCACUGUUCAGGUGUGAUAUUCCUCUGCAUUUUUCAAAGAUUGGGGAGGUCAAGUUGAAUGAGAUUUGUUAGACCUCCCAUGUCACACAACAAAGGCUCAGACACCUUCAAAGCAUUUUUAUAAAUCACUUCCCUGACUUUCAUUUAGGCUGCCUUUCAGAUGUGUGCAUUAUGAGCUCACCCUAACUCAAACGUCUCGAUGUCGCACAGUCUGGCUGAAUGACAAGCGUGUACUGGUUUUAUCCUGUGCGUAUGUGUGUGUGUGCACCUCCUCUGGUCCCAGAUGUAUGUAUCAUAAGGCUUUGUUGGCUCCUGUCACCAGUUAAUAGUGAGAUCAUAUAGCUACCAGCUGGGUGUAAAUGCACAACCAUGUCACACAAGCCAGGUAGGAGAUUAGGAUCGAGGGCAGGGAUGCAGCAGCAGCUAUCCAUCCGACUGUGUAUCUGCUGCCAGGUCUGAAAGCCCAAAUCAACAAGCAGGAGAAUUACACCGUUUCAAUGAAUGCUGGGUUUUCUUCUUACUUUUUUUUUUUUUAAAUUAAACUGGUGAGUAUGUAAUAUGUCUCUCUCUUGUUCUCAUUUACAUACAUAUACACUCUCCUCUUGUUUAAUACAAUAUAUAGUACGUGUAGACUCCCGCUCGUGAUUUUCUUUCCCUCCUUUCUUGAUCCAUGAAUAAGAAUCUGGAGUCGAUCAAAAGCGAUGAGAUGUGGGGUUAUCUUAAUGAUACAUCCUGGUGCAAAGUCCCUAUUGAUUUUACUCUCAUCUCUGUAAUGUGAGUAAUGAGAGCAGAGAUGCCGUGGGUCAGAUACAUGGGUGCUUGCACCAUGAGGGCAUGUUUCACAGUACAUUUCCUCGGCGGAGACAAAGACACAACUGCUUCUCAUACAUCAUGAACAGCUGCUGCAGUGUCUGCGGUAUGCUGCCAGGCUGAGAGUGCUUCUAACUUUGUACUGCAGCGAGAAUCUGGAUUUUUUUUUUCUUUUCCCGAGAGACGUGCACUCAUCCAUCAAUGACAGUGUGUUAUUUGUGUCUAUUAGCAAUAUGGUAAGUAGUUGAAUAUUUUUAUUUUUUGCCUAAUUAAACAAAUCAUGCUGUGUAGGUUUGCAAAUCCUCACUCUUUGCAUUAUAGAUGAUCACUUUGGUUUAGAAAAUGCAAGAAAACAGUGAAAAAUGCUCAUCUAAAUUACCCAGGCUACCGUGAUAUUUCCUGAUUGUUCAAAAUCUGAAGAUUUUUAUCAAACAGCGAGAAAAUCCUGAGAAAGAAGUAAAUCUCCACCAGUGGUAUUUUUGAUAUCUUUGCUUCAUAAAUAACUUAAAUACUUUGACACUUUGGAAGAUCUGAUUAUUCCCUUUCUUGCAGAGAGUUAGAUGAAAAGACUGUUACCUCUCUCAUGGCUGUAGCCGGUUAGCGUAGCACAAGCUGAAAGUUAAAUGUAAAAAGAAAAUAAUACUAAUAAAAGCCAUCUGCGCUACUAUUUGUUUUGUGGUAGUCAAAUGAAACAUACAGAAGCAAGUCUCAACAGUAUCCUCACUCCCCCUGUAUAAGCAUGAAUGGACUCAAUCUUGUUGUCUGUAAAAUCUGUUGUUAGUUUUAUGUUGACCAGUUGACUAAUCGUUUGAGAACUCAGUAAAGCACCAUUUAUCAGUAGCUUUGUGGUAAACAAAGUGGUGUAAGACAGAGGUGAAAAUGCAGGGGGAAAUAAUUUGAAUGUAACUUCUGUACUUGUGUUCAACAGUGACCAGGAGGGAAAGAUGAUGUAUGUAGGCUGUGUGGAGGCGAGAGAGCCAGUGAUUCACCUUCACCCUUGAGUGACGGCAGCUGCCAUUUUCACUUUUCAAUCUUGUUCUUCCUGUCUGGUUGUGACAUCAGGCUGUGUCAUACUGAAAUAAUAAUGAAACACGGGACUAGCUACAAGGCUCUCUCAUUACUCCCCAGAGCUACAAAUAGAUUCUUGACCAUGUUCAUAACCGAGUGUGGGAGCAUUUUUUUGUAUUUGAAAAUUGCACUGUACUGCCAUCUCAUAGAAGAUGAGGAAUAUAAAUCAAGCUGACAAAGAAAGGGGAAUUCAAAUAUGCAGUAAAAGGACAAUUUAGUUAUUAGACUGUGGAGCUUUUACCAGAUCAAUAAAAUCUACUUAAUUCAUACUGGGAUGAUUAAAGGCUCAUUGCAUUCUCUAAUAGUCAGAAAUACUAACAUAGCAGGGCUGUAAUUAAAAAUCUUCAUCUGAAGUCAGAUGCUAUAAAGUUGUUUUGUGACUAAACAGGGUAUGCAGGCUUUUAGAUUGUUUUAUAUCAUAUAGAACAAGAAGCACCCGGAGAGUGCAAACCUCUGCCAACACAGCUUUCUCUCUGGGCAGGGUCUACUUUUAAAGGAAUCCUAUUAAAUUUUGGAUAUAUUUAUUUUGUUUUCUUUUUUCCUUUUAAAUGUACUUUAAAAUGGAGUGGGUGUAAAAUUUAUUGUUUGUAGUGCAGUAAAAAAUACACGUUAUGGGGUCAACUUGAAAGAAAGGCAGAUGUGAAAUGUGAAAGUGGGAUCAGAGGUCGUUAUAUAGGACAUUAUUUGGAUAUUUUAAUGCGAGCUGUAAUGUGAUAUUUAGAAUCCCCAUAUAUCAUUCCCCUAUACGCCUGUAUGUUGUCACUACGAAUAAUGGCAGUAAGAAACAUAUGUUUAAAUAGCUCUGUAUGGCAUUAUUAUCACUUUGAACAGUCUUAAAGGACAGAUCAAAGGUCAAUUGAGCACUUACAUUUUAAAUCUUUAUGAGGUACUUUAUGUUUGCUGAAAAUACACACCACACUUGAUUUCUAAUUUUUAAGGAUUUUUGUUCAUUUUUGACCAAUAAAUCAUUAAGCUGGCCUCAAAAUUAUGUAUUGAUAUAUGUAGCGUACAUUUUAAGUGAUCCGUAACAUGACAGUACUCUAAACGCCUACAAAGUUUUAUCAAAAUUCCUUCAAAACUUUUAAAGCUGUUGUGUUUACAGACAGAAUGACACGCAUGCAUGCAAACACUAUCAAGCUUUUGAUCUUCAAAAAUUAAAUUGGGGUUCUAUUUUGAAAAUCACAUCGUAUUAAUGAGUCUUACUGUAAUACACCAAAUCUCCAUCUCUGUCUGUCCGGGAACUCCUCCUACACAAUACAGAGUUGAGCUUCCAAACUUGGCACACAGGUCCACCUUAAGCCUAGCAAACACCUAUCCAUCCAUCUACCUUUCCAUCCAUCCUCUUCCGCUUAUCCUCAUUAGGCUCGCGGGGGGUCGGAUCCUAUCCCAACUGUAGCAACCACCUAACAACAACUAAAUUCACGAGCCUUUUAUGCUGAAAUAGGGAUUUUAAAGCAUCCUGUUGAAGUCCUAUAACUAGUAAGUUAGGUCAUUAUUAAGAUUGUCAUUCUAAUAUGUAUGAGGGCUUGUAGUUUGAACAUUUCUCAUACAUGAGUAUAAAAAUUACAUACACACAAAAAACACUGGUCUUUCAUUAAGAAACUGAGGGCCUUUAUAUUGAAAGUCAGAUAUUUCUCAGCAUUGUGAUAAUGUUGUAAAAUUUAAUCAUUUUUAUUUUGAAAUACCGGCAGAAGCAGCUUUAAAUUGUGAAUGGCAUCUUAAAUAGUUGCUGAUUUGCCUUUAAACUACAAACAGCCUGACUUAUAAAUUCAGUCUUGUUUUCCUCUUACUAUGUCUAUACUAAAAACCUCAGACAGAUGGAUUAAUUGGUUUAAAUGUUUUGAAUAUGACAAACGAGCUCGUUAUCAUACUGAUUGAACAGUUUUUCUGAGACAAACUGUGCAGGAUUAUAGUUUUAAUAAAAACUAUAGUAUAAAAACAAUAAAGACUUCACCUGACAAUGUAAAGCGGGAUUUUUUUUUAUUUGCAACAACUCCAACAAUGAAACUUUAAACUGAAAUGAACAUAUCACAGAAAACCAGCAGGGAUGUCAUGGCCUUAAAAUGUGCCACUAAUCCUUUUCAGUACAUCCCAGCAGUAUUUAUCAAUUCCUAAUUAACACGACCCAGAUACACGACAGAAAAGGCUAGAAGAAUGGACAAAUUAAAAAUAACGGAUUUGGGUCUAUUGAAGUUUUUUGGUUUGGUUGGGCUACUGAUGUAUGACAAUGCAUAUUAGAGCUAUUACAGAAUAAAAAGAAAAUUAUGGAGCUCUGGGAUGGGGGUAAUAAUUUGACAAAUUUCUGAUAUUAAAGUCGUAAAUUUAUAUUAAAAAAAAAAACCUUCAAAACUACUGAGACAAUAAAGCCAAAACUUAGCGAGGAAAAAGUCAUGAAAGUUAUUACAGAAUGUCAUGCACGUUCAUUAGUGAGGAAGCUAAUGAGUCUGUAUGCACAUGAUAAAAGAGCAGGGACUACAUAGACAUAUAUAGGGCUACAAAUCCCUCCACAUCAUGCAUAAACUGAGUCUGCUCAUCCAGAUGUCUAUCUUGACAUUCAUUGCGAGCAUCAAGUUAAAUGUGAUAUUUGUGCAUAUUUGUGUAGCUAUAGUAUGUUAUAGCUGUUAUAGCAGUUUAAAAAGUUCUGCAUCUGGAUCUAGUUUUGGAUCAACUCCAAAAGCUAAUCAUCUUCAAGUUGGACCAAGCCCCCGCCUCUGGUAAAACCUUCAAUGCAAUCAAUCAUUUUGAUACAAAUAAUUACAUAACCUCCUUGGCGGAGGUAAAUAUGGUGAUGCUGGGCUAAAAUAAGAGUUCUUUAUUAGCAUUUAUUGAUAAAUCCAAUAAUGAAGUAUAGGUUAUAACCUUGUUAGGUUAUCUACUUGAGGCAUAAGUAAGCAGCGGGGUCUGCUGGUAAUGAGUUGAGCCAACCUCACACAGAUGCACGGAUGAUAAAUGACUUUAAUCUCUGAAUUUUAUCCCCCUCCAUCAGCUGGCUCUGUAAUUUUUCUUUUAACGUACAGCAGUCCCAUUAUGCUGCAGUAACACUGGGUUCUCGAGCCAGUGUAGAACUGUUUCCCAGUUCUGAUGUUGUUGAAUGAAAUGGUAUUACGAAAGGAUUGCUGCAUAUACAAUCUACUCUGACAAGUUUAGGUUUUAUGUGUUUGGUGUAUAAAUUCUUUCAACAGCCAUAUUAAAAUGUAACAUUACAGCGGGGAUGAAAAAACAAUUUAGGAUUUUGCAAAUUAAGACUGUUUAACACGAGGCUUCUGAGGGAAACUAAAUUAAACGCUCUGUAGAAAAUUUAAAGGCCUGGAGUUUCAGUACUCUAAUAAAUCUCAGAAAAUACUGGAGAAAAAAAAUCUCAAAGCCCAAGGUGAUGUCCUGAAAUACCUCAUUUGUUAGACCAAUACUCUAAAAGACUCAGAUAUAGUCAUUUACAAGAGCAUAAUACAGGAAAAACAGCAUCGUAUAUAAACUGGAGCAAACAGUAUUUUUCUGCUUCUUACCAACUUGAUUAAUGUGAAUUAUUAGAUUAGCUGUUCAGGGAAUGAUCUUUUCAAUACUUUCUGGUACACAACUAAAAGCAAUGAUUAGAUUUGUUUUCCUUGUCAAAGCUGCUCAUGGCUAAAGUAGGUUUUAUGAAAUGCAGAGUUUAGCAAUUGUGACAGCCUCUCACUCUCACCACAUCUGGUUGUUGUAAAUGACUCACUGGUAUCACAUUUAAAAGCACUGGGUAGGGCUUAAGUGUAGAUGAUGUUCUUAAGAGAGUGUAAAACAAGACAGCAACAUCCCCAAUGAGACAUGAACACAAAAAACUUUUUGCUCUUAAAAAACAAAAGAAAAAAAAACCCUAAUAAGAUGCAACUGACAGCGCAGGAAAAAAGAAGCGGACAUAUACUUGGAAUUUUGAUCAGGAUUGGAAAACAACCUGUUCAAUUAUUCUACAACGGGCCUAAGUGAUACACAGCAAGGGGCGGAUGUGGCUCAGGUGGUAGAGCAAGUCAUCUGCCACUUGAAAGAUCGGUGGAUCGAUGCUUGACACCUAUGCGCGUGAAUGAGAGUUGCAGUAAAAAAGUGCUUUAAAUGCUCAACUGAGUAAAAAGGUGCUAUAUAAAUACCAAUCCAUUUAAUUGAGUAGUUUAGUAGCUACUUUGACACAAUUUUCCCGAGAUGGUAUUGUAGCUCUAAAGGGCAAUUUUAAUGAGCCUUGUGUUAUUAUAAAUGGUCUAUAGGUAUAAUUAUAUGAAACUUACCUCUAUCAUUGUCAUCUGCCUGUUUAAAAAUAUGUGAUGGCAAGGCCAGCUUUCAAGCUUCUGCCCCACAGUCGGUCUCCUCUGGUCAUUUUGAUGUGUAGCUCUGGAAGGCUGUGUUUGAAAUGCGUUUCCUCCUUGUCUUCACGCUGUGCUGGCAUACUGCGUGUGUGUGGUUGGUGCCUACUUGGUAAAAAACUAUUGGUUGUUGUGACAGUCUUUCCACAGGUGACAUUUUAGGAGAGAGACCUUUAUGGACAUUGUUGGAUUUUGUUCAGUCUUGACCUUUGAGGCAGUUCUGUUAUUAGAAAUGGUCACCAAAAUGGUCUCUAAGGUUACAAAAAUCUUUACAUCUCAGUCCUAGCAUUCAUAAUAAGACCCAUCUAUUCCCCGGGCUCAUGACUUCUCACUUAUUUCAUUCUGAGUUUCUACGUGGGGUAAAAUCAACUUACAUAUGAAUUUAAAAUGACAAUCUGGAUCAAAAGCUGGAAAGCUGUUCGUGUUUAUUACAGAGCUGCAAUUAUAAAAGUAAGCCAUAGUAAGAAUAUCUCUGUGCACUGAAUUUUGUUUCUUCACUUAAAGUUUGAGAGAAAGCCAUUUAAAUUCAAAAGUACAGUAAGCGAGCACCACGGAGUAUGAUUUAUGCCAGUUUUUGUUGCAGAUGAGUGAAAAUCUGUGACUGCUAAAAUUACUAUUAUCAUUCCUGGGAAUGAUUGACAACACAAAGGCUCACUGACAGGCAAGCAGCUGGAAAUCCGGAGUUUCCAUGGAAAUUGGACAACCUGUCAGACACACCGUCUCCAAACAGCGUUCGUGUGCUUGUGUGUAAAUCAUUAAAUUUAGCAGGCUGCCACAUGGGGCCAAUGUCGACGCUGUUCCACUUCUAAAGACAAUGAGCAGAUGGGUGUGCGCUCACUGGUGAAUACCGACUCUGCUCGUCUUUUGAACAACCUGUGUGACAUAUUCAGAGCACCGUGCCCGACUCUUCAGCCUGAAAUCUCUCUGCCUUUUUGGAGAUGGCUGCUCCAAUAUUGUCCUGUCACUGGUUUCUCCCCACCAAGUGAGGUGUGAAGGCAGAUAGACACUGAUCUUUAUUAGCAUUGGGGAAAUCAUAGUGGCAGCAGAGUCAAGCGCCACGCUCAAAGGCUGACUAUAUUCAAUUGCACAGAGGACGUGGAGUCCAUGUUGAAGUGGAUUUAAGAUCAAAUGCAUCCAUCUGAGAUACAGUUGCUUUAUUUUGGCAAACGGGGACAUCUCGGGUCUGCUCUGCCACCCUGGUAUAUGCUGAUUGUAAAUGGAGACUUGGGCCCAGUUGCUUUUCUUUUGAAACACAAUACUGAGUGAAAGAACUGCAUUUGAAAACCUCCCCGGUUGUUUGAAAUGUUUCCAGUAAAGGGAAAAAAAGAAAGACAGAGCAGGGUUGCAAGUCAACUCAAGCAGCACUGAUUUCAAGGAUGUAUUUGUGGCAUAAAUAUGCUUAGAUUAUCAGCUCUGCCAGGCAUACCUUCAAGGUUUGGAACAGUAAAAGCAGAUCGGGUGCCUUUAAAUAGUAUUACUCUGUAACACCAUUUAAGAGUAAUUAAGGAAGCUCAAUAUCUUCUCAAAAAAAAGAACCAAAUCAGGCAGUUAAAGAUGUAAAUUUAUUCCUUUGAUUCAGUGUUUCAUGUUUAAUCAGGGCAUCAAAAUCCUCCAGUUCAGGAUAUAAAAAUGUUCCUGUGCUCUCUGACGGCGGAGCAGGAGGAAUACGAUUACAGGAACUAGAAAAUAUGGAAGGAAAAGGAAAUAAGAAGAAGUAAGUGUUGCAUAAAUAAUGUAUAAGAAAAGGUACAAUGUGGCUGACGCAGCAGCUGCAUUCCAAAACAUAUGGUUUCAUUUCCAACUCCAUCUAUUUUCUACUUUAGCUGCAAGGAAGAGUGGCAGCGGACACGCAAUGGGUGGGUUUAAUCCAUAUGCUCCGAGCAUCACUCACCUCCCUCCAACAAUAAGCCUAAUGUAGAGUGGUUAUACAAGACCAGAUGGGGAGAGAGUACUUCUAUGCUGAGGCGUGUUUUCCUCUUUUUACCCCGUGUGGGACGGCCGGUGGCUUACUAGGUUAUCACUCACUUAUCGCUGCCCUAGCACGGGACGCAGAAUGGCUGGGGAAAUGGCUGUCCAUCACCCAGAAUACAAUCAGCAGAGUACAAGGCUGGGGAGCUAAUGGAUGUUUCCACAGGGAGGGCAAUUUAGCGAAUGGGGAAAGUGGAUGGGUCCAUCACGAGAGAUGGGAUUAUGUGCGAUUGUUAUCCUUCACAAGUGUGAUAUGACGGUCAAAGGGUGUAAUGUAUCUGGACAGGGGAGACAUUAAAUACUGAUCUCUCUACAGCCCACUCACAGCCAAUCAGCCAGCCCUCGUUUCACAAUUUCUUUUUCUGACCGAGCAGACAUUCUGAGUAGCACUUAAACAAAAAGGCUGCUGCUAAAAUAUGCAGAGCAACACGCUCCCAAAAAUAAAUUAAAUUCUUAUCUGCAGACUCAGUUUAGUGCAUUUUUAACCAAAAACAGUGCAGUUGUGGAAUGGCUCGACAAAAACAGAACAUCUGACACACACACACACACAAAGAAAAAUAAAUGUUCAAGUCUUUGCAAAACAAAACCCAUAAAAUUAUUGUAAAAUGGCUGUGUGAUGCAGUUGUCCUUUUUUUUAUAUAAAACAUUUAACAAAGAGCACAAAUGUUUACAUCUAUGAGCUGGGGUCAUUUCAAAGUAAAAGAGAAAAAAAAAGGCACCAAAAAUAUCAGAGUUUCCAAACAAGCAGCAGAUGUCA